GUCAGAAGGUUACCAAAAUGGCGUCGUUGUUGAAGCUGUCUGCUCAAACUGCUCAAAAAACUGCUAUAAAAUCUCUUCUAACAACAGGAAGUAAGCCAUUAGCCUCAUCAUGUUCAUCUCGAGAUUUUAGUUUUCGUGUUAAUGGGCGCAACAAUAGUCCUAAUGUCUCUACUGGUUCGCAGAUCUCAAGAGACUAUCCUGUCAUUGACCAUACCUAUGAUGCUGUUGUAGUAGGCGCAGGAGGAGCUGGUCUACGGGCAGCCUUUGGUCUGGCCAAUGAAGGUUUCAAGACUGCCUGUAUCACUAAACUCUUUCCUACUCGAUCCCACACUGUUGCUGCCCAGGGUGGUAUUAAUGCUGCGCUGGGUCACAUGGAAGAAGAUGAUUGGAAGUAUCAUUUCUACGACACCGUGAAAGGUUCUGAUUGGCUGGGAGAUCAAGAUGCUAUCCAAUACAUGUGUGAAGAGGCACCAAAGGCCGUCAUUGAGCUGGAAAACUAUGGUAUGCCGUUUAGUCGUUUGGAAAAUGGUAAAAUUUAUCAGAGGGCAUUUGGAGGUCAAAGUUUAAAGUUCGGCAAGGGAGGUCAAGCUCAUCGUUGUUGCUGUGUGGCUGAUAGGACUGGACAUUCUUUACUACAUACCUUAUAUGGACGUUCAUUGAAAUACGACACCAACUAUUUUAUUGAGUAUUUCGCCCUGGAUCUCAUCAUGGAAGAUGGAGAAUGCCGAGGAGUUAUUGCCCUUUGUUUAGAAGAUGGCUCAAUUCAUAGAUUUAAAUCGAAAAAUACCAUCUUGGCCACUGGGGGUUAUGGUAGAGCGUAUUUCUCGUGUACAUCAGCUCAUACGUGUACAGGAGAUGGUACAGCUAUGGUAAACAGAGCUGGUCUUGCCAACGAAGACAUGGAAUUUAUACAGUUCCAUCCUACAGGUAUUUACGGAGCUGGCUGUUUGAUCACAGAGGGUUCACGUGGUGAGGGAGGGUACCUCAUCAACUCUGAGGGAGAGAGAUUUAUGGAGCGUUAUGCCCCCACUGCUAAAGAUUUGGCGUCUCGGGAUGUGGUAUCACGAUCUUCAACUAUUGAGAUCAGAGAGGGAAGAGGUUGUGGUCCAGAGAAAGAUCACGUGCUCCUGCAGUUACAUCAUCUACCACCAGAGGUCCUUCACACCCGUUUACCCGGAAUCAGUGAGACAGCCAUGAUCUUUGCUGGAGUUGACGUCACCCGAGAUCCCAUCCCAGUUUUACCCACAGUUCAUUACAAUAUGGGUGGUACACCCACAAACUACAAGGGUCAGGUUAUCAAGUACACCAGAGAAGGUGGUGACGAAGUAGUUCCAGGAUUGUACGCCUGCGGAGAAGCAGCUUGUGCCUCAGUCCACGGCGCCAACAGACUUGGUGCCAACUCGCUACUGGAUCUGGUAGUAUUUGGAAGAGCUUGUGCCAACACUAUCGCUGCUGAAAACAAACCUGGAGAAUCUAUUGGCAAUGUCAAACAGAAUGCUGGUGAAGAAUCUGUAUCUAAUCUAGAUAAAAUACGUCAUGCUAACGGUUCUACACCUACAGCUGAUCUACGUCUUAACAUGCAAAAGACUAUGCAGAACUAUGCUGCUGUCUUCCGAGAUGGGGUGACACUGAAGGAAGGAUGUGACAAGAUGGAUGGCUUAUUUAAACAAAUGGAUGACUUGAAGGUUCACGAUAGAGGUUUGAUUUGGAACACCGAUCUAGUAGAAACAUUAGAGUUACAGAACUUGAUGAUCAAUGCUAUCCAGACUAUUUAUAGUGCCGAGAAUAGAACGGAAAGUAGGGGAGCUCACUCUAGAGAAGAUUUCAAGCACCGUAUUGAUGAAUAUGACUACAGUAAACCAGUAGAAGGUCAGACACCUAAACCCUAUGAUGAACACUGGAGAAAACAUACUCUAUCUUAUGUUGAUGGUGACGGAAAGGUGAAGUUGGACUACAGACCAGUUAUUGAUGAUACGCUAGACCAGAACGAAUGUCCAAUGGUACCACCUGCAAUUAGAUCUUAUUAAAUUACACUUUUUUUUUAUCAAAAUCACAGUUUUAUGAAAGAAUGAAAUGAAAGAAGUUUCCUGUUCUUGGACCAAAAAUUUUGACAAAUGGAAACAUAAAAUUAUAGCAAUUUUUGCAAAUUUUCAAGCUUUUUCUAGCCUCAAAAAUUUGCAUCAAAUCAUGCAUCAUUUUUGCUUGAAGAUUUCUAAAUUUGUUGCAAAAUUUUCAUUCAGGGAAGGAGUGACAUAAGGUGUUCGGGAUGAGUUUGAUUAUGGAAAGGGUAUCGGAUGGAUAUUGAAAUUUCUGGUGCAUCUUAGUGGUCUAGAACUAAAUGCUUGUAAACAUAGCUUCAUAUUAGUACAUCAAGGGACAGAUGUAACCUACUCGUGACCCUUUGAGAUAUCAAGAUAGGUUUUAAAACACAAGAUAUCCAAUGUGGCUUAAUACAUGGUGUGCUCACCCUUCUAAAACACCUGAUUCCACUUAUCGACUUAUCUUUUUACUAUUGAACAUGUAUCAAAAUCGUCAGAAAAACACCAAAUGACAUUCUAGAGCCUGCACAAGGAAAGACUAGACAUGAUCACCCUUCUAGAACACCUGACGUCACUCUGUGGUUGUAUUGGGUACUGUAUGUAAGUUGGUCUAAGAAUUCAAAUGUAUGUAUAAACUUUGUUGUAGUGUGAACUCAGUUAAUUUGUAAAUAAGAUAUAUUCCAUUGUUGAGUU
Molecule: messenger RNA, 2732 nt
Organism: Lottia gigantea (owl limpet)
Lineage: Eukaryota; Metazoa; Mollusca; Gastropoda; Lottiidae
Exons: 16
Coding region: 18-2027 (669 amino acids)
Biological process (GO): mitochondrial electron transport, succinate to ubiquinone; tricarboxylic acid cycle
Molecular function (GO): flavin adenine dinucleotide binding; succinate dehydrogenase (quinone) activity; electron transfer activity
Source: RefSeq, a predicted model, not a curated record